AUGAAAUUCAUUACAUCAGUAUUCAUCGUAUUCAUUAUGUUAUCUUUAAUUCUGACUAAAACAAUGAUUUCUGGGAAAGAGGAGAACGCGACAUGCGUUAUGGCAAAUCUUCAAAUAUGCAAGUCGGCGGUAACAACCGGAAACCCACAUUCGAAGGAAUGUUGUGAAAAACUGAAAGAACAACAAUCGUGUUUUUGUGAAUACUUGAAAGAUCCAUUAGUUGUUCCAUAUAUUACAUAUGCCAAAAUAAUCUUAGCAGCUUGUGGUUUAUCUUUUCCUAAUUGUUGAAGUUUUAAACAUUUAUGACAUAAUCUAUAAAUGUUAUAAUCAUCAAAAUUAUAUUUGAUAAUGUUUAUCAUUGGAAGUUUAUCAUGUCAAGGUUAUUAACCUGAUUUUAAUAUAUAAAAAAUGUGUUUUCUUAU
This is a messenger RNA of Arabidopsis thaliana (thale cress), 422 nucleotides long. RefSeq names its product Bifunctional inhibitor/lipid-transfer protein/seed storage 2S albumin superfamily protein. The record is from RefSeq and is marked reviewed. The coding region runs from base 1 to 288 and encodes 95 amino acids. NCBI's taxonomy places the organism in Eukaryota, Viridiplantae, Streptophyta, Magnoliopsida, Brassicales, Brassicaceae. Gene Ontology annotation, biological process: lipid transport. The transcript has a single exon.